Messenger RNA from Xiphias gladius (swordfish), 6302 nucleotides. Its product is annotated as homeodomain-interacting protein kinase 3-like. Gene Ontology annotation, cellular component: nucleus; PML body; cytoplasm. Gene Ontology annotation, molecular function: ATP binding; protein tyrosine kinase activity; protein serine/threonine kinase activity. The transcript is spliced from 17 exons. Bases 375 to 4412 code for a protein of 1345 amino acids. NCBI's taxonomy places the organism in Eukaryota, Metazoa, Chordata, Actinopteri, Istiophoriformes, Xiphiidae. The record is from RefSeq and is a predicted model, not a curated record. Gene Ontology annotation, biological process: peptidyl-serine phosphorylation; peptidyl-threonine phosphorylation.
AUGCGAAGAAGCAACAAGCUACCAAACCAGCAGCAACAGCUAGCAGUCAGCAGCUAUCUCCGUUGGGGACGAGGCGUAUUGAAAUGCAAAAGUUUAGAAACACGGGUCCUCGUCUUGAAUACGCACAAGAACAACGUUUGAUGAAACCCGAGACGGCUGUUGAAACUAUGGGUCUUGACUGGCGUUCGUAAUAUCUAGUUGUUUAUGUUAUUUGGAGCUUCAAAUGUGCGAAAAGUCGCUCGGUCUCUCCUCAUCGUUGAACAAGAUGGCAGCAGCAGCGGCAUUAAUGCAGGAUUUGACUGUGGUGCGGGUCCUCGUUGGUAGCCUGUUCCUUGACUCUCUGGGUGAUAUGAUUUACUGGUCUUACUGAAGGUAUGGACUCAAAAGUUUUGGUCUACCCAUUACACCUGCACUCAGCUGAAACAAGUGCCUUAGGAACCAGCAGAAGUGGUGCCAGCAGACACACAGGUGAAGCCCACCGCAGUAAUACCACCAGCAGAGCCUUUCAGCAUCAACCCCCACCCAAGACCUACGUGAUUGGAGUCAACUACGGAAUUGCCUAUCCCAACAACGUUAUCCCAUCCUCAGCUGUUGCUGAUUCAGGAAGACGGCACAGGGGAGUACAGCUUGAAGAAAAGGAAGAGUGGGCAUUGCAGACGGCAGGAUUACAGAGAGAGGACAGGUUUGAGCCACAAAGACAAGGUCCAGCUGGGAUCCAAUAUCAGGAGACUCUUUGCCAGAGCAGAGGCCCACAGGAAGUGAGGCCUUGUAGGGACUGUGGUGGAACUCCAUCCGGAGGAGGCUUGGACUGUGUGCUACUGAGGAGGGCCUGUAUCAGAGCAGAGGAGGAAGACGGUAGAAACAGAAGAGUAAAAGCAAGAGGGGGAAACGUUAACCUUCUAGACACAUGCGCCACCGAGAGAUGUGAACCGAAAGCAGGUGAAAGUGGAGAACAUCUGUGGGAGAACAACUGCAUCAGAACCAUGCAGAUAGUGGAGGCGGUAUCUGCCCUACCUUCACUCCCUCCCCCUGUGGCCAUGUUGCAAACCAGCACCGGCAACAGUGCAGACACUGUCAGAGUAGGAGGUGCAGGAACACUGCCUCAUCACAGCACAGUUCAUGGACUGACCGACAUGGGAAUCGGGGUGGAUGGGACAGAAAUCAAGCAUAACGGUAGUACUGAGGCAGUGGCAGGAGCUACAGUGACCAGAAAUGGAUCAGGAGAUGGUGACUAUCAGUUAGUUCAACACGAGGUUCUGUGCUCCUUGAAGAACAGCUACGAGGUCUUAGAGUUUCUUGGUCGCGGCACGUUUGGUCAGGUGGUAAAGUGCUGGAAGAGGGGAACGAAUGAAAUAGUGGCUAUAAAAAUACUGAAGAACCAUCCAUCCUAUGCACGUCAGGGACAGAUUGAGGUCGAGAUCCUGGCCCGGUUGAGCAGUGAGAAUGCAGAUGAGCACAAUGUGGUGCGUGCUCUGGAGUGCUUUCAGCACCGCAGCCACACAUGCCUGGUGUUUGAGAUGCUGGAGCAAAACCUCUAUGACUUCCUUAAACAGAACAAGUUCAGCCCACUGCCACUCAGAAUCAUCAGGCCUAUUCUGCAGCAGGUGGCAACAGCUUUAAAGAAACUGAAGUCUCUGGGUUUGAUCCAUGCUGACCUUAAACCGGAGAACAUCAUGCUGGUGAACCCCUCCAGGCAGCCCUACAGAGUCAAGGUUAUUGACUUUGGCUCAGCCAGCCAUGUCUCCAAGGCUGUGUGCUCCACUUACCUGCAGUCCAGAUACUACAGGAUCCGGUACAUCUCUCAAACUCAGGGCUUGCCUGCCGAGCAGCUGCUAAACAAGGGGACCAAGACCUGUCGUUUCUUCUCCAAAGAGUCAGACUCUCCCUAUGCCUCCUGGAGACUAAAAACGACAGAAGAGCAUGAGAAAGAGACAGGACUUAAAUCCAAAGAGGCCAGAAAAUACAUCUUCAGCUGUCUGGAUGACAUAGCACAUGUGAACUUGGUAUUGAGUCCUGAUAACAGUGACGUGCAAGCAGAAAAGGCAGACAGGAGGGAGUUUGUGUCUCUGCUGAAGAGUAUGCUGUUGAUCGAUGCUGAGGACAGGACUGUUCCCUCCAGUGUCCUCAAUCACCCCUUCCUCAAUAUGACUCAUCUGCUGGACUACCCACAUAGUAACCAUGUGCAGUCAUCUUUCCGCAUCAUGGACAUGUGCCACAGCCAGCCCACCAAUGCAGUUUUUGACGCUCUCAACCAGAACACCAUUCAUUUCUCAAGACCCUCUGUAGCCCCCACUGCCUCCUCUGGCCUCCCUCUGGGCUACAGCAACAUAGCAGUCCACACUCAGGCUAUAACCCAGUCAGCUCCCUCAGUGUUGCAUCCAGGGAUAGCUCUAACAACUGGGAAUGGUCAGUUUGGGUGCAGUGACUCGUUCCCACCUGCUCUUCUUCUUUGUCCUCCCACCAUGCAAGGUAACCUUAAUCAACCAGCAGGGUAUUCUGUUCCCAUGGUAACUCAGGCCCCUCCUAUACAGCCCCUUCCAGUGAGGCCUGGUGUAAUAGCUCAGCAGGCCUGGUCAAGCCGGGGGCAGCAGCUCCUUGUCCCAGCAGCCUGGCAGCAGAUGACUCCAGUGGGUCCUCCUCCCUCUCACCCCCCUCCACCACCGCCAUCCUCCCUAGCCAACGACACCACAGUGGGCCCACAAAGGAUCAGCGACUGGGGGAAAGUGCUUCCCCACAGCAACCACUACAGUUCAGUGAUUCAACAGCCUCUCCUGACUAAUCAGAUGCCAGCCCUCUCUGCCCAUCAGCCAAUCAACAUUGGUAUAGCUCAUGUUGUGUGGCCCCAGCCAGCCAAUAAAAGGAACAGACACAGUCACAACAGGAACGUGUCCUACUCCAGUAACAUCCACAUAUCAGUGUGUCGGACCCCAAAGAUGGCUGAUGUUGUUGGACAGGCAGUGCAAGGAAGGGAGCAGCCUCAGAGGGAGGUGCCUCUGGUGGAAACCAGGCAACUGGAAGUUCAAAACAUCAAUGAGGUAAAAGAUGAUGCGGAAGAGGAAGUGAGAUGUUUCAAAGAGGUGGUGCCAAAUGGUAACAGACAGCGGGACCUGUCCAUUCAACAACAGCGAGAUGUGGCAGUUCUGAUGGGUGACACACCAAGCCCUGCUCCCAGUGUGAUCAGUAUUCGCAGUGACCUGAGUGACGGAGAGGAUGAAGAUGAAGACCCCCAGAGGUGCCGUCUGAGCGAGUGUAAAGAGGAGUGUGUGUGUGAGGCAUGCAGAGACACCAGUGUGUCCAUGGAGAGAGUGUGUUCCCUCAGCAGCCCUGACAGCAGCCUCAGCACCAAUUCUUUUGCCUCCAACUCACUUCAGUCCAGCCCCUCUGUCUCACCAUGCAAGAGGCACAACAGCAUAUCUGAGGAUGACGGCCAUGAGAGUGGUUGUGACACAGUGGAAGGUUCCCCCACGUCCGACACAUCAACCUCCCCACAUGGCAAUAGCCAAUACCGUUACCUUGACAACAGUAACCACAGCAACCGCCCACGUUUGGCUUCUGUGGUAGCACCACUGCCUUCCCCUGCUGUGCAGGGAAGGAGUCCCCGUGGUGUCAGGACAAUGGUGGUUCCACCAAUGAGAGUGCAGAUAAGCAACAGUCAGCGAAGAGAGGAGCGUGUCCACAGAACGAUCUCAGAGUCGUGGUCCCGGUCCAAAGGGCGCUGCAGUCUCGUAGGACAACAGAGCACUCCCUCCUCUGUCCCCCUCCUCCCAUCCGCCCCCCUCCUGUCCCGGCAGCAGAAGGCAACGGGACCGCACCAGCCCCCACUGGCCUUUGGACAGAUGCAGCCGUAUGGUUCAAACCAAAGCAACAAAGAGUGGAACGGCAACUAUGGGCCGCUACGACCGCACGCCUACAUUCCCCCUACUGUCCACACACACACCUUCACACACUUGCCACACAGCAGCCCCAAGCACACUUCGGCCGCCCCGCAUACACACACCCAGGUACUGCCCACACACACCCUGCUGUCUUAUCCUCCCAGCGGCCCCCUCACUACCGCCCACCACCCCCACCCCAUCCUGCCCUCUCGCCCUCCUCCUCCCCCUCUACUCCAGCACAGCUAUGGUCUCUCCCACCCCCAAGGAGGUGCUAUAGUUCACCAGGUGACCCUGGGUAUCAGCACCCACCCCCACCACCCUGGACAUCCCACUCCCCUCCCACACAGGCUCCUCCCCUCCCCGACCAUCCAUCCACACCACCAGCCCAGCUACGCCCACCAUCCCCACCAGUUCAAACCUCCCUUUCCCCCUCCGCCACCCCCUCCUCACCCUUACAUGGCCUCCCCCGCUGCCUACACAGGCUUCCCUCUGAGCCCCACCAAGCUCAGCCACCACCCCCAGUUCUCUUAUAUCUGAGGACCAGGUUGGGGCUGCAGCAGGGGCAGCAGCCCUUUCUGGUGAGAAGGGGCAAUGGAAAAUGGACUGGGGCUGCGACCUGGGCAGGUAGAGCUAGCAGCAGAGCACCAUACGGACACUUGUGAUGAAGAAGAUGAGGAAGACUAAAAUAUAGUUAACAAGAGGAGGAUUGAUAACAAUGUAUCAUAAGGUAUUAAGAAAGAAAGAAAGACAAAAGCAACAAUGCUGAAGAUAAUGUUUUAUGGUGUUUUGAAGACAAAGAAAUUCACAGCCUCUCUAAUCUGGAGGUUUAAGUGAAAAGUCAAGAGUAACUUCAGUUCUGAAAGACUUCCUGCGAAAUCAUGUCAGCCAACGAAGGAAACAAUGAGUGAUUAAAAGUGCAAAGCUUUAUUAAAUAGCAUUACAAGAGUCAAUUAAUUCACAAAUGAUGAUGACAAGGAAAUUUUAAUUAAGAAUGUGUCCUUUGCACAUUACCUUCUGACAUUUAUUUUUGAGUAGUGUUCAGAGACUAUGAACUAAUUAGAGACUGUAUUUCAUUUGUUGUCAUUGCUGUCACAUUGCUCAGCCUCCCCUUCCCUUUAUCUUUGUUGCCUAGUAGCAUGUGCUAGCCGGUCAGAUCUGUUUGUUAAGCCAUCCCAGUCUGUAUUAACCAGGAUCAAAUGCUCCUGUCUUUGUUUCAGACAGACUUUGCUGCUGCCAUCUCCUAGUGCCUUAAAACCAGAGUCUAUGGUGUUACUUCAGGAGCUUAGAGAUUGUAAAUUUAAAUGGGCUUGCAGCACUCUGAUUACGAUGGGCUUAUUGGAUAAAUGUUAGGAUAUGCUUGUGGCUAUGUUUUAAUAUUGGCAAAUGUUGGACUUCAGUAUGUUUUCUCACUCAGAGUAUGGAUUUACUUUAGCUAGAGGCUGCAAAUUUAGGGCUUUGACUAGAUGAGCUUUUUAUGUACAUAAAGAGCGAUUUGAUAUUUUCAUAAUCAUUUUCUAUUCACUAAAGUACUUAAUUCAUAACAGUAUUGUCACUGUUUACUGUAACUGCAAUACAAUCUAGAUAGCUCCUGGGUUGCUGUGUUUUUAUUAUUUUUAUUUAGGUUAGACAUGCAGUACUACAUUUUAUGUUUUAGAUUUCGGGAGUGGCAUAGAUUAAGAAAAAUAAGAUUGUUUUAUGUUUUUACUUUUAAAUGCUUGUCAGUGUUUGAAAUAACCUAUCAUCUUACAGUAUCAUUGCUGGGCUAUUGAGUGUUAGAGGUGUAUUGGUAAUUGUUUAAAAUUUUUUGGUGAGAUGAACAUUUUGUCCAUGUAUUCAAGCCUAUAGUCAGUUAUGAUACAUUCCUUCAGGGUGGAUGCAUAGCCUUGAUUUUUUUUUUUUUUUUGAUUACCAGUGUGUAGUAGAGCUGUGUCUUUACCUGUUGUCAUAUCAAUUGGUGUUUCACUCAAAUCGGCACCAAAGACUGUUCAUUAAUCAUUUCUGAGGCAUGGUCGAUAAUAUUUCUCCUUUUCACCUCCAGCAUGCUGUUGCAGUUAUCAAGUUGGAAUAUAUUGUGAGAUUCUAUUUUAAAAAUGAGGUUGAGGUUUUAUUUUUCUUAGCUAUGUUUGGCUAAUUAUAUUUGGAAUGUAUAGAUAAUAAGCUGCUAUGUACUGAUUAUCUGCCACUUCGUAGCUGUGAAUUUAGAGGAUUAAUCUCAUUCUAGCCUGCAUUCUCUCAUUUGUAUUGUAGUUCUGAUGACUAGAUACAAUAGAGGAGGGUUUUAUUUUGAUCAUAGAGUAUAUUGAAUGCUAUUCCUAUAUGCUAGUGCCUCUGUUUAUUGGCUUUGUUGUUUUGAAGUGAUUGUAAACUGCUGUAAUGGAAGUUAUUAGUUGUUUUUUUUUAUUCUGUUGCUUUUUUUGUUUGUGUGUG